Spinacia oleracea (spinach) is the source of this 1659-nucleotide messenger RNA. RefSeq lists its product as uncharacterized. The transcript is spliced from 7 exons. Bases 151 to 1659 code for a protein of 502 amino acids. The record is from RefSeq and is a predicted model, not a curated record. Lineage: Eukaryota; Viridiplantae; Streptophyta; Magnoliopsida; Caryophyllales; Amaranthaceae.
CCUUUGAAGUUGGUUCAGAAGUUGAAGUUUUAGCCGAGAAGUUCCUGUCCUGGACAAAGUGAACAAGUCAGACAUAGCGAAGGAGAUUCUAGAGGUGUUGGUGACUAGUAGUAGCAGAUAGAUAUUCUUUGUUGAUUAAGGUCUUUAUGCAUGGAGGAUAUAGAAGACUUGUAUAAUGAUGGGAUGUCUAGGGACAAUGAUCCCUUGUGUUAUGAGCAUCCAACUGAGACGGAGCAUGAUAUUUCUCAAAAAGGCACUAAAAGGUAUCGAGGUGAAGUAAAAGGGUUAAAGUCCCCUAAUGUGCCAAAAUUCCUAGAAUGGGAUUCAUUUAAUCGACCAACUGGUCAUUGGUUGAAGGACUAUAGGCAACAAAUUGGGAAGACAGUGCAUACUAAGGUCAGUAUUUUGACAAACAAAUGGGAAGAGGUACCUCAAGGUCUUCAAGACACCCUUUGGGAUUACAUUAAGACUAUGUAUCAUAUUGACAACAAUCCACUGAAGAAAAAGUAUGUAAUGGCACACUUGAGUGACCGGUUUAGGGAUUGGAAAGCUAAGUUGGUAAGUGGACAUAUCACAAAGACAAGAAAAAUCUCGCCUAAUGCCAAACCACCUUACCUUGUAUAUGAAGCCAUCACUGAAGAAAUAUGGCAGCAAUUUGUUGCAGCUAAGACCACCGAUACAUUUAAGGAAAUAAGCGAGAAGGCACGGAAGAGUCAGUCGCACAAUCUGCAUCCUCAUUUUAUGGGGCAAAAAAGCUAUUCACAGAAGGAAACUGAAUGGGAGGUUGAAGGAAGAUACCCUUCAGUCGGAAGUACAGAUUCAACCAUGAGAAAACGACAUCUAAAUUGGAUUUUUGGCCGGCAAAAGAAAAACGAAAAAGGAGAAUAUGUUUUCCCUAAAGAUGAAGCACGCCUGGUUGGUGAAAAAAUAGACAAGGAGGUUCAGGAAGUCGAGCAAGGAAUUUGGACUCCACAUAGGCAAGAUGAUGUCUUAUCCCGUUCCCUUGGAAAGAAAGACCGUCGUGGACGUGUGGUUACAGUUGGAGGAACAAUCGGCCAUCAAGCAUAUUGGGGGAAACCGGUUCGAAAUAAUGGAGAAUAUGAUCAUUUCUCACAAGCCGGACUAAAAAAGAUUGAAGGCGAUUUUGAGGCUAGAAUAGAGCAAGUGCGAAAGGAAACUAUAGCUAUGAUGGAAAAGAAAAUGGAGGCCGUAGUUGAGGAAAAAUUCAUUAACUUGGUGACAAAAUUAGGUCUAAAAUUGCCGGUUGGGAUGGAGAUUGGAAAGACCACAACCACUACAACCACUACACGGAGUCGUAGCAACUCACCUUCUGUGGAGCUAGAGCCUAAUUCUGACCCAUUUGCGGAGUUGAAGAGUCCUUUAGCAUGUCGUCUGUGCCAACUUGAUGAUUCCCAACAAUUAGUAGUCGUGGCUAGGGGUGUAGCAUAUCCGUUCAAUGCUGAAGAUGUAGUACACCAUUCUGCAAUGAAGCCUGGUUAUUUGAAAGUUAGUGUGAACUCAUGUGUUCCUGGCUAUGAAACUGCACCUCUACCUGUACCCAACUUAGAGAUGAAGGAUGUUGGGGGAGCCGUAAAAAGUUUCGUCCAAUGGCCUAGAAAAUUGAUUAUAGGGGACGAGGUAAUUUGUUUAAUAUUCUAA